CAUGUUUUGUGUUUCCUCCCUUCGCCUUGCUAAGCUGGUUCAGUUUCCCUGUCAACUGUCAAAACACCGGCUUCUCACUCAAAUGUGAAGCCAGUCACAGAGACUCAGUCACGUGUGAUCCUGCCGUGAUUUGACGUUGACGCAUCAUUUCCUCUCUUCAUACCUGCGGUUGGUUGGGUUUCCUCAGCUGCCUGGCCUGCAGUCGACAUAAAAGCCUGCGCUGCUGCCUCUGCCUCUGGGACAACGGCUGUUGAUUACAAGAGUGGGUGAGAUGACUCGAGUUUGUGGCCUCCACUGUGUCCAUCCAGUGAUCCAGUGAUGUCUCGUCCUGCGCCGUCCCCCAUCUACACCCUAAGGGGGGCUGGUGGGCCCCUCAACACUCUCCACUUUAGCUGCUGUGGAGGGGACAACCCCCUCCUAUUCUCUGGGUCUGGGAAGGGUGCCAUCCACAUCUGGAACCUGAACACCAGGAGGGCUGAGAAGGUUUUAGAAGGCCACUCUGGGAACUCGGUCAUCUGGGUCAGCACCCUGCCAUCGACCCGUGCCCUAAUCAGUCAAGGGCGGGACAUGCAGGUCUGUCUGUGGGAUCUGUGUGAAGGUCGAGGCGAGGUUACAGACUCUGUAUGGGGUGGCAGUGUCGGAUUCUGUCAGUGCUCCCUGCUGGAGACGAGCCCUGGGACCUGGCUGCUGGCCCACCCAGGACAACAGACAGAGGAGAUCAAGAUCAUUGAACUGCCCAGUAAGGCUCCAGUCUGCACCCUGAUACCAGACGCUAAGCUGGGGAUGGUUAUGUGCAUCAAACUGUGGCAGACAGACUCGGGUCUUGGACCUCUGCUGUUGGCUGGCUAUGAGGAUGGCUCCCUGCUGCUAUGGGAUGUGUCACACAGAUCUGUGCUGAGCCAGGCCACCGCCCACCUUGAACCUGUCAUGUGCUUGACCUUUGAUCCCAAGCAUCUGAGGGGCAUCUCAGGCUCCUCAGAGAAGAAUCUCUCCCCUUGGAUGCUAGACGAACAGAACAACCUGCAGCUCAGGGACCCUGUUGCACUGGUCAACCCUGGGGUUUCCCAGCUGUGUAUCCGGGGGGAUCGUAAACUCCUGGCAUCCGCGGGUUGGGACCACAGGGUGCGGGUGUUUGGCUGGAAAAAGCUGCGACCACUGGCAGUACUCCAGCACCACAGUGACAUGGUGCUCAGCGUGGCCUUCUCUGACCAUCAGGACCCAAGACACACUCUGCUGGCCGCAGGAUCCAAGGACCAGCGCAUCAGCCUCUGGUCAAUAUACAAUGAAGGAGCUGACACCAGUUGAGCUUUUAAGCUCUGGAUGGAUAUUUGGACUUUUUAAUUGAUAUUUUGUUCAGUUCUUACCUUCAUCUGGACUGAUGUUGGUAUGGCGCAAGGUGGUGUGCUUCCAGUCCGUAGACCAUUGGAUUAUUCUCUGGAUAAUUGUAUUUGGUUCAGGAACAUUUUCUCUCUUUAAAUAGUGAGUAUUGCAUAGAUAUGCAAGAGCAGUGUAUUGUCCUAUUCAGUUGACCAUAAACUCCUGAAGUAGGAUUUCAGCUCAGUUUGGAAAGGCUACAUUCCAGAUCAAAAUCUUAUCCACAAUGGACAAAAAAAUCUGAUCAUAUUUUGACUUGUGUAUCCAGAACUUUAUGCACAUACCUGAGAACUUGAGAGGCUUUCAUACCAUUCCUGUUGCUGUUGGUCCAGUCCAAAUAUCUCAGCUCUCUCAAAUUAUUAAUUAGACAAGAGCCAACUUUUGCCUCCUUCUGUUCACCAAAGUCUGAUGCUCCUUGCAGCUGUAUUUUUGUAUUGGCUUAUCUGAUAGGAGAUGUGCUCCAGUGGACUUGAAUUUGAGGUACAAGUUGCACCUGAGCGGCUGUGUAAUCCAGUGUUGUUAUUCUAGCAGGCCUUAGUUUAACAUGAGCCCUCUAUUCUGACCUGAGCUGUAUUUGUCAAACAGUGUUAAUCACAGCAGAAGCAAAGAGAACACAGAGCUGUUGGUUUAGCAAAGCUGCUGACCAACAAUGGCUAUUGACAGCCAACAUUGCCUGUUUAUGAACUGUUGCCAGGUUUUUCCUUAACAAAUGUUGCCUUUUUGCAAUGGCAAAAAAUACCAUAUAUAUAAUAAAGUCAAGGUGUUGAUAGUAAUAAUUCGAGGAAAAUAAUAUAUUUAUUUACAUUCUUUGCUAAAAGGAAAAUUCAGCAUUUGAAUAUUGAAACUGGUAUUGUAACUGUCUUGUUGCAAUUACUAAUGCUACUUAAAUGCUAGAUUUACUUCACUCUUAACGCCAAAUACAGAUGUCUUUUUUGGAAAAUUACAUUUGUCAUGAAUAAGGUCAAUGGUCUUGUUGUGAAAGUCCCAGAGAAAAUAGAGAGGUGUUGUUUUUCUAUCCACUGUCUCUAAUAAUAUCUCUGUGAGUCAAUGAGCAGCAUGGGAGCUCAUGUGUUACAACGCCAUGCCGAGAGGCCCAGGCCAGGACUUCAAACGGUAUGCAGACGUUCUGCAUCAUAAAGGAUCUGCCUCCUGGGAUGACCCCAAGUUGAGAAGCUCGUCGUGCUUUACAGGAAAGGCCUGAGAAAUCAAAGAGCCAGGCUAGCAUAACAGUCGUGAACCGCCAUUGUAGGGAGGAAAGACGAGGCCGUUCGUCAGACAAACUGCAAUAUCGCUGCUGUCUUGGUCAAAAACGGGAUGGCAGGUUCGGUGGGUUUUGUUUCUCCUAUCCAAAGUUUCGUAUUAUGAUCUCUGUGUUUGAAAUCUGGUAAAACUACAAUUUAUAAUAAAUAUUUUUUUCCUUAUUGCA
This is a messenger RNA of Myripristis murdjan (pinecone soldierfish), 2800 nucleotides long. It is a transcript of the gene gnb1l, whose product is annotated as guanine nucleotide binding protein (G protein), beta polypeptide 1-like. Bases 319 to 1305 code for a protein of 328 amino acids. The record is from RefSeq and is a predicted model, not a curated record. Gene Ontology annotation, molecular function: protein binding. The transcript is spliced from 8 exons. Lineage: Eukaryota; Metazoa; Chordata; Actinopteri; Holocentriformes; Holocentridae.